UCAGUGUGGUGUCCAUCUGUAUAGCAGCAAGUUGUUCUACUGGUCACACACAGGUCAGUUUUCUGUUACCAUGGCAGCCAACAUCUUAGUCUUGGUGAUGUGCCUGUUUGGGGUGGCUAUUGCUGGCCCAAUCCGAAGGAGGCAGAGUGAGUCUGUGGAUGAGUUGUUCAUCCCGGGUGAGCUGCCAGACACCACCAGCUUCUGGAUCAUCAAUGAGAAGGGAAAGUUUGUGAAGAACCCUUUCUUCAUCCCACCUCCGCCUCUACAUGUCACACGUGGGGAAGAACAUCUGCUGAUCCCUGGAGCUGGAGCCGAGACGUUACCCGACACGCUGCCAGGACUAUUUGACCCCUAUCCGUAUGAUCCGUAUGCAGGUUUAGACCCUGCAGCAGGCCUGGGACUAGAACCCAUACCCUUUGCCUUAGACGUACCGGCUCCGGUAAAGCCUCGAGCGAGGGCGUGGAUACAGUAUUCACCGGCGGCGACACCUCCUCCAAAGAAGCCUCAACAGUCUGUUCUUGAAUUACCUGCUCCGGAGCAACCAGAAUCAACUGUGCUGGAACAGACUGCUCCAGAGGAAUCCAAACUACCUGCUCCAGAAGAACUAGGACCACCUGCAGUGGAACUACCAGUUCUGGAGGAACCAGAAACAAUAGAACCAGAACUGCCUGCCCCAAAGGAACCUGAUGUAGAUGCACAGGAAGAGCCCAAACAACCUGAAUCAGAAGUACCUGCUCUGGAGGAGCCAGAAAAACCUGAACAAGAAUCACCUGUUCCGGAGGAAACAGAAGUGCCUGCUCUGGAGGAAACAGAAGUGCCUGCUCUGGAGGAACCAGAAGUGCCUGCUCCGGAGGAAUCAGAAGCACCUGCUCAGGAGGAGCUGGAGGCAUCUGCUCCACAAGAACUAGAAGUGCCUGCUGUGGAGGAACCAGCCGUGUCUGCUCCAGAGGAAACAGAAGGGCCUGCUCCAGAGGAAACGGGAGCACUGGAGGAACCGGAAGUGUUUGCUCCAGAGGACACUGAAGAACUUGCUCCGGAGGAACCAGAAGCAACUCUUCCAGAGGAACCAGAAGAGCCUGCUCCGGAAGAACCAGAAGAAUCUGCAUUGGAAGAACCAGAAGAGCCUACUCCGGAGGAAUUGGAAGAAUCUGCUCCGGAGGAACCAGAAGAAUCUGCUCCGGAGAAAACAGAAGAGCCUGCUGCAGAGGAACCAGAAGUGUCUCUUCCGGAGGAAACAGAAGCACCUGCUCCGGAGGAAACAGAAGCACCUGCUCCUGAGGAACCAGUAGUGUCUGCUCCAGAGGAACAGGAAGUGUCUUCUCCGGAGGAACCUGAAGCACCUGCCCCAGAGGAAACAGAAGCACUUUCUCCGGAGGAACCAGAAGCCCCUGUGCUGGAGGAACCAGAAGAGCCUGCUCCAGAGGAAAUAGAAGUGACUGCUCCAGAGGAACCAGAAGAAUCUGCUCCGGAGGAACCUGCUGAAGAAGAAGCACCAGAAGAGUCGUCUGUAGAGGAAACAGUGACGGUGGAAGAACCUGAAGAAGAGACAGUUCCACAAGAGUCUCCAGAAAAGAAAGAACAGAAGAAGGAAGAAAGUACCAAUGAAACUAUUGAGAAAGAUUAA
Branchiostoma belcheri (Belcher's lancelet) is the source of this 1624-nucleotide messenger RNA. Its product is annotated as proteoglycan 4-like. NCBI's taxonomy places the organism in Eukaryota, Metazoa, Chordata, Leptocardii, Amphioxiformes, Branchiostomatidae. The record is from RefSeq and is a predicted model, not a curated record. The transcript is spliced from 5 exons. The coding region runs from base 71 to 1624 and encodes 517 amino acids.